This is a messenger RNA of Stomoxys calcitrans (stable fly), 997 nucleotides long. RefSeq lists its product as uncharacterized. The transcript is spliced from 4 exons. Gene Ontology annotation, biological process: cell-matrix adhesion. NCBI's taxonomy places the organism in Eukaryota, Metazoa, Arthropoda, Insecta, Diptera, Muscidae. The record is from RefSeq and is a predicted model, not a curated record. Gene Ontology annotation, cellular component: cell surface. Bases 1 to 903 code for a protein of 300 amino acids.
AUGCUUAUAUUCAUCGUAUUGUCUGUAGGUUUCAUUGCUGGUGCCAAUUGCAAUGGCGGCUAUUGCCACGAAAUGCUGCAAAAUGAGAAAAUAGAAAACAUUAAAUGGUCAUUUUUAAAAGAUUGCCUGCAUACGAUUGGUGGCGAUUCGAUUUCCCAACAAAUGAGUGAAAAUAUAUGGCGUUUGAUAAAAUUGGCCUUUGAUGGCAUUGAAAAUAUACCCCUCGAUGCCUAUAGAUCCAUGAGUUAUUCCUUGACUGUCAUACCAGCGGAUGAUUUACGCAAUAUUAGCUUGGAAAAUAUAGACAUGGUUGAAGUUUUCGGUGCUAUAAGAAGCACCAAACUUUUGCGGGAGUUUCAAAAAGGCUUUAAUGAUGAACAAUUGAGUGUCCUUGCCCGUAAGCUACGCACGGAAUGGUUGGGAAAAAACCCCUUGACAUAUUCCGAAUACGAUUUAAGAGCAAUGGGUGAAAUGUUAUGCUAUCUCAAUGUUACGGAUAUAGAAAAUAUACAUUCAGAUGCUUUUAGAGAAGCCGCUGAAUGGAUAGGCCUAAUAGAAAAUUGCCCUGAAGAUCGUUUACAGGCUUUGGCCAAGUUGGCACUUAGACCAGAUGCAUUUGGACAGUCACAUAAAUGGUCGAAAUUAGAGGUCAGCAUUAUAGGCAAUAUUUUGAACGGUCUGCCUCUCAACGAGAUAAAUGCCAUUUCCAAAGAUAAACUGCAAUUGAAUCAUUUCUACAAGCCCAAAGGCAAACAUCAGCAAAACCAAUCAACGAAGAAGAAAUUAAGCCAUGAUUCUACAAAGCCACAUGAGUUGAAUGCUUCAAUGGUGUCAUCAUUAACAACAGCGAUAUCAAUGACACAUAAUGCAGAAAAUAAAACUCAGAGUUUUGAUUUAUCCUAAAUCAUUGAUGUGUUAGUCUUUAUAUUUGCACUUAAAAAAUAACUAAGAAAUUUGCACAUUUUUCAUUAAUUGUUUUGUUAGUUUUUGUUUUUAA